Achroia grisella is the source of this 852-nucleotide messenger RNA. RefSeq names its product ommochrome-binding protein-like. The record is from RefSeq and is a predicted model, not a curated record. Gene Ontology annotation, molecular function: protein binding. The transcript has a single exon. Lineage: Eukaryota; Metazoa; Arthropoda; Insecta; Lepidoptera; Pyralidae. The coding region runs from base 1 to 852 and encodes 283 amino acids.
AUGCGGUAUAUGAAGUACUUCAUCUUUUACUACUUUAUAACAGUUCAUUCAACGGGACUCAAAAGAAAAUACUGCGACCUUCAAUCAGAUGACAUUUCAAGACAGUGUUUCAUGAAAGAGACUUUAGCCACAUUAUCACACAGUCCAAAUCAGCUUGCAGUUGAUAAAUCCUCUAAUAUAUUAUACUUCAGCUUUGAUAUGGGACAGGGAGAAUACAUACCAGCAAUUUUAAGGAUUGACACUAAAAAAUUGACUGUAUUAAAAGGAGUGAAAGAUGCAUUUGCCAUGGCAGCGGAUAACAGUACAGGCGAAAUCUACUUUGGCGGAAGUUACGGUAUUUACAAAUAUAACCCACUUGUUAAAGACUUAAAGAGACUUUCUGUCAGCAAUUUGGACAUAUGGUGGUUGUUCAUAAAGAAUGACAUAUAUUUUAUUAAAUUUCCUAGUCUCAGUGCUUUCUAUUAUCAAAACAAGACCCUCAAAUAUGUACCACAACUAAAGAGUUUUACCAUUCAUCAGUUUGUGUUUGAUGAAGAUGGUAACGUCUUUUUCAUUAACAGCACCGGAUUAUUUGGUAUCAAAAAUGAUAGUUUCAAUGCUGUUUUAUUGAAAGAUAGUCCUAAAUUUUUAGGAAUGAGCCUAGACAACGACGGGCACGUAUAUGUUUGUAGUGAAGAUGGAAUUUUUGUGAUCAGUAAAAUAAUCCAGAAAGUAAAAAGAGUUAUAAACAUACAAGGUGUACUAGGGUUUACCUUUGACAAACAUAAUAAUAUAAUAUAUUCAGACUCACACGAAUUAGUAAGGCUAAUACCAGUUGAUAAAGAUGAUGAACAUACAAAUCUAAUAUUGUAA